AUGAGUUGCAGUAAAAGCAGGGGCAAAGAGGAUGAGAAGUGUGAGAAGCUUGCAAGGAAAUCAGUUGAAGGGUUGUCAUCUCAGAAUGGAUCGGUUGUGGCCUCCCCACGUUUAACCAUCGAUGAAAGUGUGCUUAUUGACCCAAAAUCCCUAUUUAUUGGGUCAAAAAUUGGAGAGGGAGCUCAUGGCAAAGUAUAUCAAGGAAAGUAUGGAGAUCAAAUUGUUGCCAUCAAAGUUCUCAACUGUGGUAACACAUCAGAAGAGAGAACUAUGCUUGAGAGUCGUUUUAUUAGGGAAGUAAUGAUGAUGUCCAGAGUAAAGCAUGAGAACCUUGUUAAGUUUAUCGGAGCAUGUAAAGAUCCUUUGAUGGUGAUAGUUACAGAACUUUUACCGGGAAUGUCACUUCGAAAGUAUUUAUCCAGCGUGCGUCCAAAGCAGUUGGAAAUGCAUGUGGUGUUAAAUUUUGCUCUUGACAUUGCUCUGGCCAUGGACUGUUUACAUGCAAAUGGGAUUAUACAUAGAGAUUUAAAACCUGACAAUUUGUUGCUUACUGCCAAUCACAAGUCUGUGAAGCUUGCAGAUUUUGGUCUUGCCAGAGAAGAAACUGUAACUGAGAUGAUGACUGCAGAAACUGGGACAUAUCGUUGGAUGGCACCAGAGUUGUAUAGUACCGUGACACUACGUCAAGGGGAGAAGAAGCACUACAAUAACAAAGUUGAUGUUUACAGUUUUGGCAUUGUCCUUUGGGAAUUACUGACAAAUCGCAUGCCAUUUGAGGGAAUGUCAAAUUUGCAGGCUGCUUAUGCUGCUGCUUUCAAGCAAGAGCGGCCUAAUCUUUCAGAAGACAUCCCAACAGAUCUAGCAAUUAUUAUACAGUCAUGCUGGGUUGAGGAUCCUAAUAUGCGACCCAGCUUCAGUCAGAUUGUUCGGAUGCUCAAUGAAUUCCUUUCCACACUUCCUCCACAGUCUCCAUCUUUACCCGAUCAUAACUUCUCUGAGGAAGGAAUGACAAGCAAUGGUUCUAUCACUGAGUUUUCUGCUCGGGCAAGAGGGAAAUUUGCUUUUCUUCGCCAGCUUUUUGCUGCAAAGAAGGCCAGGAACUCACAAUAA
Messenger RNA from Fraxinus pennsylvanica, 1110 nucleotides. NCBI's taxonomy places the organism in Eukaryota, Viridiplantae, Streptophyta, Magnoliopsida, Lamiales, Oleaceae. The record is from the annotation of a GenBank genome assembly.